AAACUCUCAAGGCCAUUUAGUCUACUAAAUGAAACGGCUUAGCCUAUCCUGACAAAAUUACUUGAUAACAUUUAUUUCGACUCCCGAAGGGCUGAAAAGCCCGUCUGCGCGUGCGAGCAGCAAGCAGCUGUUCGUUUCUAUCGCCCCUCACCCCUUGCUUCUUCUCCUCACCCCCUCCCCCAGAGACCCCCCCAUUCCACCUCAUCCGUCUAGGCUACAACUUGGAAAAUCACUGCGAGAGAGAAGAGCCUUUUACUGAUUCAGAUCGGUCGUUCACACUCCGAUCGAGCCAGACGGAGAGGACACUAUCACGCUGUCAUAAACACCAAGACUCACAGAGACACGGAGCUGAAGUUCUAGCCACUGCAUGCGCCGUCAAAAGAUGCAAUUGAAAUCAUAAGGAUCAUUGAUUGCCCGUGCAUUUAUCCUGUUACGGUUAACCCAUAUGGAAUUAUAUCUACAGUUCGUUAAAAAACUUGUCUAACGCCGGCUCGCGUUGAAAGCUGACUUCACGGGACUUCAUGUAGGGGUUUGAAGAGGCAGCCGGUCCCUACCCAGCAUCCCCCGCUCAGAAUGGAUGACUCUCCUGGGCCACCGUCUCCACCACACUCCUCCAGUAUCACUGCCAUUACAUCUCCUCCAUCGCUUCGUCCCAGCGUCUGAGGCAGAGCACCGGGCCAUCCUCCGCCCUUCCUCAGGCCCCGCCACCCCACCGUGGCUCCCCGGACAUACCCAGCUCUGCUCUGCACCCUCCCGGGCCAUCCGUUGCGCAUUCCACCCACAGUUGUAGCUCGGCGGUAGCUGGGAACCGGCAGCCCUCCGCCCCAACCACCCUGGACAUUCCGCCACACCACCCAACGUGGCUCCUCGGCUGUCCUAGCCGGCUGCCACCACCCAGUCAAAGUACAACCACUGCGGCCUUCCGGACAUAGCCAGCGUCCUACAUCAGCCUCGGACCCGCCCCCGGGUAAGCCGGUGGCUUCCUGGACCUAGCCAGCACACCAUUACCACACCAACCUACUAUCCUGGCUCCACCAGCCGUCACGCCGCUGCUGCUCCCCGGAACCCAGCACCUCCCCUCCUCCACCAGCUGGAACCUCCGCCCAUAAUGACACACAUGAAUUACAAAUACACCCUGCUGGGUUCGACGGCGGAGGAGUACAGGAAGAGGCCGCUCCUUCUCCAGGUGGACGACAGGCCCAUGAACCUGUUUGCCGUGCUGGAGGUCAAACGUGAGCCCCACGGUCUCCGCCGACCCUGGCCGUGGUGCGCCCCGGGAUGUGAUCCAAGUACUCUGGCCUGCUUCCGGAAGUUUAGGCUGUACAGCUUCCUGUUUGGCCUCACCGUCAUGUUCCUUAUUAUGGCUUCUUAUGUUCUAACCGGGGACAAGAAGGGUCUUCGCCUAACGCCCUCACCGUAUCACUUCUCCGUGGCGCCGAGCCAGGGCUCUGGGUCCGGGGCCUUGCUGUUCCCCUUCAACCUAUCUUCUGUCAAGGACUGUGCCGACAUUAAACAGGUGGUGAAGAACAUAGCCUCUAGAGUGGAGUUCAACUCCAGCAGGCAGCUACCAGCCCGCAAGGCAUUGGUCCAUAGUGAACCACACAUGUUUUCCAUUGUUGCCCGCAAGUUCUUGGCCAACGUAAAAAACCCCUGCUGGUAUGAGGAACACACAAGGAACAUCUCCACGGACCCAUACAGCGCCAACCUGUACGCGAGGUACUCGCGGCGAUUCAAGACCGUGUUUGAAUACCUGAGGAGCGCCUUCCGGGAGCACCUGGACCGCCGCGGGGGCAGGUACUACCGUAUGCGCUGCCUGCCGUACUUCUACAUCAUCGGCCAGCCGAAAUGCGGCACCACCGACCUGUACGACAGAUUGCGGCUGCACCCGGAAGUCCGAUUCACGACCUUCAAAGAGCCGCACUGGUGGACCAGGAAGAGGUUUGGUAUCAUCCGUCUCAGUGAGGGGUUCCACGACCGCUAUCCAGUGGAAGACUAUCUGGACCUGUUCGACCUGGCGGCCUGGCAGAUCCAGGACAGCCUCACGGGCCACGCCCCGGGAGCCCCCGAUCAGCACAACGUCAUUAUAGGAGAGGCCAGUGCAUCUACCAUGUGGGACAACAAUGCCUGGGUCUAUUUCUAUGACAACGGUACAGAGGCUGAGGCCGAGCCACCGUUCCUCAUCCAGGACUUCAUCCACGCCAUUCAGCCCGAUGCGAGGUUCAUCGUCAUGCUUAGGGACCCUGUCGAGAGGUUGUACUCUGACUAUCUGUACUUCGGGAUCGCCAAUAAAUCUGCUGAGGAUUUCCACGAGAAGGUGUCGGAGUCCCUUCAGCUGUUCGAGGGGUGUCUUAUGGAGUGUACCAUGCGUUCCUGUGUCUACAACACCACUCUCAACAACGCCAUGCCAGUCAGAUUGCAGGUGGGACUGUAUGUAGUUUACAUCCUGGACUGGUUGACUGUCUAUCGGAGGGAGCAGAUAUUGGUCCUCAGGCUAGAAGACCACGCCUCCAACAGAAAAUACACAAUGCACAAAGUCUUUGACUUCCUCAAAUUAGGGCCAUUGACAGAGCAGAAGGAAGCAGAGAUCACUAAAAGCCCAGCUUCCAAUACCAGACGCCCAGCAGAUAAGAACCUGGGACCUAUGCUUCCUGUCACAAAGGAGAUACUGAGGGACUUCUACACUCCAUUCAAUGACAAACUGGCCAAGGUGCUCUGCAACAACUCCUUCAGAUGGGACAGCCAUUCAAAACUCAUCUAAACUCUGGUUGCAAGGGAAAAGGACAUUACAAACAUGUGUAAAUACUUAUUUUAAUGAUUAUGAAACUCUUAUUCUAAAAGGCUGUUUGAAUGGGAAAAAUCAUUCAAUGUGUAUGUAAAUACUUGUUUUAAUGGGAGAACCAUUCCAAAGUCAUGUAAAUACUUGUUUUAAUUUGAACAACAUGUAAAUUAUUGUUAGCCUAGUGCCAAUCUGCAAAAUGCAACAUUCAAAAUAACACUUCCCUGCAAAAACACAAAUGAGUUGGAAACAGGCUCAGGAACAAGACACGACCUGGAACCAUAAAGGGUUCUUCGGCUGUCCUUUUAGCACGAGGAUCGUUUUUGUAUCUUGGUUCCAAAUAGGUGGUUUAACUUACAACCAAAAAGCAGAAAAAGAAUUGUGUUCUCCUACAGGGACAGCUGAAGAACUCUUCCUAAACCCCUUUUUUCAGCCUGCUUCCCAAACAGCAUCAUACACCCUUCACUGAAGGGUACCCUACAUAGGUAAUAGGCUGCUAUUUGGGAUGCUCCCUGUGUUGUCUCUGACAGACACAUCAGCCCCUCCCUUUUCCACCGAGAAUAAUUUUGUUAUGGACUAAUUAUCUGGGGAAAUCGACAUGUUAUUUUUUAAAUUAUAAUUUAAAUGAUAUUAAUUCAGAUAUUCCUUCAGUCAAGGAUAGGAUGAUAAUAGCACAAGAAUGCUUUUUUCUGAUUUUGGGGCUAUGUUGGGAGUUUCAUUUUCGUGAUUUUUUUUGUUUUGUUUUUUGUUUGUUUGUUACUGAGGUUUGUUGUACCCUUUUUUGAGCUGUUGUUUAUUAAACCGACAGUGAAAUGCACAACACAGUCAGA
Molecule: messenger RNA, 3606 nt
Organism: Esox lucius (northern pike)
Lineage: Eukaryota; Metazoa; Chordata; Actinopteri; Esociformes; Esocidae
Gene: chst15a
Product: carbohydrate (N-acetylgalactosamine 4-sulfate 6-O) sulfotransferase 15
Exons: 8
Coding region: 1109-2758 (549 amino acids)
Biological process (GO): hexose biosynthetic process
Molecular function (GO): N-acetylgalactosamine 4-sulfate 6-O-sulfotransferase activity
Source: RefSeq, a predicted model, not a curated record